This is a messenger RNA of Adineta ricciae, 1077 nucleotides long. The record is from the annotation of a GenBank genome assembly. Lineage: Eukaryota; Metazoa; Rotifera; Eurotatoria; Adinetida; Adinetidae.
AUGGACGACAACGACGAUUUCGAAAAACCAGCUGUCGAAGCCAAAGACGAUGCAACAUUGUAUCUCGACUGUGUUCGAUUAGUCGAAAGUGGACAAGUGCGACGAUUUGAAAGUGCAGUAGCAAAGUUUGACGUUGUCGAGUAUGAACUAAACGACGGACCAAGUAAAUCACUUCUAUUCUACGCCAUCGAACGUGGAGAUCCGGUUUUAACGAAGAUGUUAUUAGAAAUGGAAGUUCCGCUAGAUAAAGAAUAUACCAUUAUGGUACCAACAUCAUCAUCACCAACAGCUGAACUUGUUCAAAAAACAUUGAACGCCUAUGAUUUUGCACGCGAGUUACACCACGAUGAUCUAGCGGAAAUGAUACACCGUUAUCGAAAUCUUCCUCCCUACGACCAACGGUUUUUUCGUAUGCUUCAAUUGAAUGAUGUACGUCGUUGCGAUACAUUUAUUCAUCGCUUACAAAAUGAAAAACGACAGUACGAAUUAGCCACCAAAGGUCUAUUCCUUGCUGCUCAGUUAGGUUCUGUACGUUUGCUAGAUUAUUUCUUGUCGCGUUGGAAAAUCAAUAUUGAUAUUGAGCAACAACAAGAGGAUGGAUAUGCGAUAUCAGCACUCUUAACAGCGAUCACGCAUAAACAAAAUGAAGCAGCAAAAUUUCUCCUAUUCCGUGAUGCUAGUCCCAACGUUAAAGGUCAAUAUGGUAAUGCAUUCGUUACUGCUCUUCAUUAUGAUGCUCAGAAUGAUCUUUUGGCUUUAUUACUCGAUAAAAAUGUGGAUUUAACCGCUCGACAUCCCGAGUAUCCGAAAUUAUCUUUGAGAGAAUACUGUGUUCUAACCAAUCGUGUCAAAGCGAAGACGGAACUUGAUGCGUAUAUCAAACGUUUAGUAAUCAAUGGAAAUUAUGCAAGAUUGAAAUGGCUCGUUGAUCAUGGAUAUCACUUCAUCAACGUUCAAAUCAAUCCAAAACGGAAUGCGAAACAGUUGGCGAAGGAAAGAUAUUUUGAUAAGAUUGUCAAGUUAAUCGAUGAGGUCGAAACUAACCAAAUGAAAGCGAGAAUUAAGAUGAAUUUCUAA